UCUCCCUAUUCUAUGUUGGCGUUCAAUGGAUAUAGCUUUUGAUAUAACAUAUUCGUAGGUGAACCUCUUAACGGCUAGUACUGUCCAGCUGUCAAAUGGCUUUAAUUGAGCAUAUGCGCCGAGAGCUUAUGCUCAUUCAGGAGCAAACAGCUUCUCGGACUGAAGCAAGUUGGCUCGACGUUGGAAAAGCCCGAGAGGGAUUCCUAACACAACAACUAAUCCUGGAGGAGGGAAAAGCGGCGACGCUUAGCAAACAGCUUGCGGUCCCUGAGGCACCAAGCAAAGAGCAGCCAGAUGUAGACGAAACAUUACGCUCAGAUGGGUUGUUUGGAGUGCGUGAGUUAGAUGACGGAUGCAGCAUAUCGGACCAGGACCGAACGCAUGGAGAGGAGCUCGCCAUGGCUGUGUGCAACGCACUUACAUCACGCAGCAAACGGUGGCGAGAGCGGGUGCCAAGCUUGCCAGGUCCGUCAGGCAGGCCAGCUGCGGUAGGCGGAGCCCUCAGAGCUUGCACCACGCUGUCAGCUGAAACGGACGCGCUCAUAGCCACCAUGCAAGCCACAACCGCUUACCUCAGCAUGCACGAGCGUAUGAAGGAAGCCAUCGAGGAGGGCAUACUUCAACGCCAGGACAAAGUAGACAAGGCGGAGUUCAUGAUCUCCGCCAGCCGCGUCAAGGCCGCCAUCCUGAAGCUGCAGUCGCUGGAGUACCACUUCCUGGCGGGCACCUACCGCGCGGAGGACGUGGUGGCGCUCAACAAGGUGUGGGAGGAGCUCACCACGCGCCUGCAGCAAGUGCGCACGCAGCUGGCAGAGGCUCAGAAGCGGCUAUCCGUGUUCCGCGGGCUGGGUCCCUCCUUCCACAGCCAGCUGGCGCAGUACCGCGACGUGCAGCGGCGGCUGCUGGACGCGCAGUACAUGCUGGAGAACUUCAACAAGAUCAACAGCGAGCUGGACGCGGGCGCAGCGGACAUGAUGAUGGGAGACCAGCACAUGGACUGCGAUGACGGCGUGUUCGGGGUGUACUGAGGAGGUACUCGGGGUUGUUUUCAGGGUUUCCUGAGGUACUAUGAUUUGAAGCUAGGAUGAAGGCCGAAGUCAACAGUCUCGAUGUAUGCAUCGAGGACCUGGUUCAACUCUUUGAUUGUACAAGAUGCAUGGUGCAAAACGCUGUUGCAGCAACUGUGGUGUCUUCUGAGGUGUGAAUGCAUACGCGCAGGAGCAGUAGUGAGCGCUGCUGGUUCUCUCUUUACCAGCGUUGCAUGGCGUUUUAUUACAAAGCGGG
Molecule: messenger RNA, 1284 nt
Organism: Astrephomene gubernaculifera
Lineage: Eukaryota; Viridiplantae; Chlorophyta; Chlorophyceae; Chlamydomonadales; Astrephomenaceae
Source: the annotation of a GenBank genome assembly